Alosa sapidissima (American shad) is the source of this 777-nucleotide messenger RNA. RefSeq lists its product as uncharacterized. The record is from RefSeq and is a predicted model, not a curated record. Lineage: Eukaryota; Metazoa; Chordata; Actinopteri; Clupeiformes; Clupeidae. The transcript has 5 exons. Bases 16 to 651 code for a protein of 211 amino acids.
GACUGGUGCGCCCUCAUGCCUACCUCUUUCAAUUCACUGGAACAGAGACACAGCCUCAGAAUGCCAUAUCUGUAUAUCAUUAUUUUAGGCUACUGGAUGACGUUGAGGCGACUAGAGGCCUUCGAGAUGAGAAAGGUUGAUCUGGGAGGUACAAUGGAAAUUGAGUGCAAUAUUUCCUUCCAUCAUGACAUUACUUGGUUAAAGCUGAACGAUGGACAACCGCCUAUUGUGUUGAUGGUUACUUCGGUCACAGACGGAGAGAUAACUGUUGUUUAUCAAGACAAACAUCAUGUGAACAGUAUGGCCCGUGUUAAGAGAAGAAUUGUGGCAAUGACAAUCACAAAUAUUCAAAUCAAUGACCUGGGUCUAUACUACUGUACAAGGGUAAAGGACAAAGUGUUGACGUUUGGGACAGGAGUACAUCUAUAUGCUUUUGGAAAUAAAAUGGAACCACCAAAUUCGAGCCAAAGUUAUAACAGAUCAGUGCGCUCUGUACAUUGUGAACAAGUAGGACCUGCACUGCCCUCCACUGGUGCUCAUCUCUCUCCCUUUGGCUUGGUCUACAUGGUUGUGUCGGGCUGUGGGCUGCUUGCAAUGACUGGAGCUGUAAUUGUUGUUCACCUCCAAACCAAGAAAGAGCGAGUUCACUGAAAGUUAAGGUUCCAUAUAAUGUGCAUCAUUUAUUCAAAGUGGACAAUAUCAUACAAUACUUUAUAUUUUCUUACUGACACCUGUACUGCUAAAUCAUAAUCAUUGCUAAAAACUAUAGGCCUAAAU